This is a messenger RNA of Helobdella robusta, 1066 nucleotides long. RefSeq lists its product as hypothetical. Gene Ontology annotation, cellular component: nuclear exosome (RNase complex); cytoplasmic exosome (RNase complex). Gene Ontology annotation, molecular function: RNA binding. The record is from RefSeq and is a predicted model, not a curated record. The coding region runs from base 16 to 933 and encodes 305 amino acids. The transcript has 8 exons. Lineage: Eukaryota; Metazoa; Annelida; Clitellata; Rhynchobdellida; Glossiphoniidae. Gene Ontology annotation, biological process: CUT catabolic process; exonucleolytic trimming to generate mature 3'-end of 5.8S rRNA from tricistronic rRNA transcript (SSU-rRNA, 5.8S rRNA, LSU-rRNA); poly(A)-dependent snoRNA 3'-end processing.
AGAUAAACAAGCAAUAUGGCGGCUCCCUCGAUAUCAGUGAGUUUAGCGUGUUUGAGGCACUCAAAGAAAGCGAAACGAGUUGAAAGUGAUAACCGGAAGUUUGUCAUUCCUGGGGACAUUAUUACGAAACAGUUGGAAGAAAAAUAUAUCAUAAGCCACGGUACAUACCUGGACGAGAGGGCCGAUGAAAAUUAUUUGAGGUCAUCGGUGGCUGGGGUCGUCGAGUACGUCAGCAAACUUGUGACUGUCAACCCACUGAAAACAAGAUACAAUGGAGAAGUUGGCGACGUCAUAAUAGGCCGGGUCGUUGAGGUCAGCCAGAAAAGGUGGAAAGUCGAUAUCAAGGCCAAGUUAGAUGCUUUUCUGCCGCUGUCAUGUGUCAAUCUUCCAGCUGGAGAGAUUCGCAGAAAAUCUGAAGAAGAUGAAAAAUGGAUGAGAGAAUAUAUGAAGGAGGGUGAUGUUAUCACCGCGGAAGUCAGAUCAGUAUAUAGUGAUGGGGUCUUAUCACUCAACACAAAAAAUCUUAAACACGGAAAGCUGGGUCAGGGCCUCCUUCUCAGUGUCUCGCCCUCUCUCAUCAAGCACCGCAAGGCCCACUUCCACACCCUCAUCUGCAACGUGGGGGUCAUACUCGGUAGCAAUGGGUACAUCUGGGUCUACCCCUUAGGGCAGGGUAAGCAAGAGGAGUCAGGAGGUCAUGUCCAAAAUUUUGAGCCAUUUUCAAAAGAGGAUCACGAGCUAGUAUCAAGGGUUAGAAACAGUAUCCUGCUACUAUCUGAGCAUGAUAUCAUGCUGUAUGAUAACACUAUCAUCGUGGCCUAUGAAGCUUCUAUGCAAUAUCAGGUAAAAGACCUCCUAAAGCCCGAUAUAUCGAGAGAGGUUGCUGACAUUGUUCGACAUCAUCUCCAACAACAUCAUUUCAUGGAUGAAUGAAUGAAUAAAUGAAUGAAUUGGUUAAUGAAUUAAUUGGAGAGUAAAUGAAUUGAUUAAAAAUUGAAUGAAUGAAUGUACAAAUGAAUCAUUAUAAUAAAGACUGAUACGUGGAUUGAAAAAUUUUAUUUUUCAA